Molecule: messenger RNA, 6627 nt
Organism: Lodderomyces theae
Lineage: Eukaryota; Fungi; Ascomycota; Pichiomycetes; Serinales; Debaryomycetaceae
Gene: URA2
Product: bifunctional carbamoylphosphate synthetase/aspartate transcarbamylase
Exons: 1
Coding region: 1-6627 (2208 amino acids)
Biological process (GO): 'de novo' pyrimidine nucleobase biosynthetic process; L-glutamine metabolic process; UTP biosynthetic process
Cellular component (GO): cytoplasm; cytosol
Molecular function (GO): aspartate carbamoyltransferase activity; carbamoyl-phosphate synthase (glutamine-hydrolyzing) activity; ATP binding
Source: RefSeq, a predicted model, not a curated record
AUGGCUAAAUUAUCUGUUCCAAUUUCCCCACCUAUGGAGUCAACGGGUGAUAGGUUGAUGACCUUGGAAACCCAUGAUGGAAUUGCCUUGCAAGGUUAUUCUUUUGGUGCUGAGGUCCCAGCUGCUGGUGAAGUGGUUUUCCAAACUGGUAUGGUUGGUUACCCAGAAUCCAUCACUGACCCUUCUUAUGAGGGACAAAUUUUGGUCAUCACUUACCCAUUGGUUGGUAAUUACGGUGUUCCGGAUAGAAAAUUGUUGGACGACGACUACACUCCAGCAUUGCCAAAGUACUUUGAGUCAAACAGAGUCCAUAUCGCUGGUUUGGUUGUUGCUCAUUACACUGAGGAGUUCUCUCAUUUUUUGGCUAAAUCGUCUUUGGGUCAAUGGUUGAAAGAGCAAAACAUUCCAGCCAUUUAUGGUGUUGAUACUAGAGCUUUAACCAAGAGAUUGAGAGAAAAGGGUUCAACUUUGGGUAGAUUGGCUUUACAAAAACCAAGUGUCAAAUCUGAAGAUGUCAUUGCUGACAAGUCAGGUAAAUGGCAACAAUAUUUUGAAAUUCCUGAAUUUGAUGAUCCAAAUGUGAAAAACUUGGUUGAUAAAGUGUCCAUCAAAGAGCCAGUUUUGUAUGCUCCUAAAGAAAACAUCAAGUUGGGUAAGAACGGGAAACCAAUCAGAAUUGUUGUCAUUGACGUUGGUAUGAAGUACAACCAAAUUAGAUGUUUUGUUAGAAGAGGAGUUGAAUUGUUGGUUGUUCCAUGGGACUACGACUUUACAAAGGAGGAAUACGACGGUUUGUUCAUCUCCAACGGUCCUGGUGAUCCAGCCGUCAUGGAUGAAACUGUAGCCAGGUUGCAAAAAGCCUUGAGAGAGGCAAAGACUCCUAUUUUUGGUAUCUGUCUUGGUCAUCAAUUAAUGGCAAGAGCUAGUGGUGCCUCGACUUUGAAGUUGAAGUUUGGUAAUCGUGGCCACAAUAUCCCAUGUACUUCAACCAUUUCAGGAAGAUGUUACAUCACUUCCCAAAAUCACGGUUAUGCAGUUGAUACCAACACAUUGACCGAUGGUUGGAAGGAAUUGUUUGUUAAUGCAAACGACGGUUCAAAUGAAGGUAUUUACCAUGAAACAAAACCAUUCUUUUCAGUACAGUUCCACCCAGAAUCAACCCCAGGUCCAAGAGAUACCGAGUUUUUGUUUGACGUGUUCAUCAAUGCCGUUGUUGACUACAACAAGACUGGAGUUUACAAGCAAGUUGAGUUUCCAGGUGGAAAAUUGGCAGAUAACUUGGCUGCUCAUCCAAAAGUCGAUGUUAAAAAGGUGUUGGUCUUGGGUUCAGGUGGUUUGUCAAUUGGACAAGCAGGUGAGUUCGAUUACUCAGGUUCUCAAGCUAUCAAAGCCUUGAAAGAAGAAGGUAUCUACACCAUUUUGAUCAACCCAAAUAUCGCCACUAUCCAAACCUCUAAAGGUUUAGCUGAUAAAGUCUACUUCCUUCCUGUCAAUCCUGAAUUUGUGAGAAAAGUUAUUGAACACGAACGUCCAGAUGGUAUUUACUGUACUUUUGGUGGUCAAACUGCAUUGAGUGUCGGUAUUGCGUUGAAGGAUGAGUUUGAAGGUUUGGGUGUCAAAGUCUUGGGUACGCCAAUCGACACUGUUAUCACCACAGAAGAUAGAGAAUUGUUUGCCAGUGCCAUGUCGGAGAUUGGUGAGAAAUGUGCUAGAUCGGAAGCUUGUAACAAUGUCCAGGAAGCGAUUGAUGCUGCCAAUGCUAUUGGCUACCCGUUGAUUGUAAGGGCUGCUUAUGCAUUGGGUGGUUUGGGAUCUGGUUUUGCUGAUAACGAACAAGAAUUGGUUGCCUUGUGUAACAAAGCUUUUGCUACUUCCCCACAAGUGUUGGUUGAAAGAUCGAUGAAGGGUUGGAAAGAAGUUGAAUAUGAAGUUGUUCGUGAUGCGUUCGACAACUGUAUCACAGUUUGUAAUAUGGAAAACUUUGAUCCUUUGGGUAUUCACACUGGUGAUUCCAUUGUUGUUGCACCAUCUCAAACUUUGUCUGAUGAAGAUUACAAUAUGUUGAGAACUACUGCCGUGAAUGUCAUUAGACAUUUGGGUGUUGUUGGUGAAUGUAACAUCCAAUACGCUUUGAAUCCAUUCUCAAAAGAAUACUGUAUCAUUGAAGUGAAUGCCAGAUUGUCUCGUUCAUCAGCUUUGGCCUCAAAAGCAACUGGGUAUCCAUUAGCAUAUACUGCUGCCAAGUUGGGUUUGAACAUCCCAUUGAAUGAAGUCAGAAACAACGUCACUAGAUCCACAUGUGCUUGUUUUGAACCUUCUUUGGAUUAUGUUGUUGUCAAGAUUCCCAGAUGGGACUUGAAGAAAUUUACUCGUGUUUCUUCUUUAUUGUCAUCGGCUAUGAAGUCCGUUGGUGAAGUCAUGUCCAUCGGUAGAACUUUCGAAGAAGCUAUUCAAAAAGCUAUCAGAUCCACAGACUAUCACAAUUUGGGUUUCAACAAGACCGCCGCAUUGAUGUCAAUUGAUAUCGAUCAAGAAUUGCAAACGCCUUCCGAUCAACGUUUGUUUGCUAUUGCUAAUGCUUUGUCAGAUGGCUACUCAGUUGACAAGGUUUGGAAGUUGACCAACAUUGACAAAUGGUUCUUGAACAAGUUGGAUGGAUUGAUCAAGUUUGGAAACAAGAUCGCUGGCUAUGGUAAAAAGGAAAACUUGCCAGUGUCAAUCAUUAGACAAGCUAAACAAUUGGGAUUUGAAGAUAGACAAAUUGCCAAGUUUGUUGAUAGUAACGAAGUUGCUAUUAGAAGAUUGAGAAAAGAUGCUGGUGUCGUUCCAUUCGUCAAACAAAUUGAUACAGUUGCCGCUGAAUUCCCGGCUUUCACAAACUAUUUGUAUGUCACUUACAAUGCUGAUUCUUCUGAUGUUACUUUCGACGACAAUGGUGUUAUUGUUUUGGGUUCAGGUGUCUACAGAAUUGGUUCCUCGGUUGAAUUUGAUUGGUGUGCUGUUAGAGCUAUUAGAACCUUGCGCGAAAACAAGGUCAAGACUGUUAUGAUCAACUACAAUCCUGAAACAGUGUCUACCGAUUACGACGAAGCAGACAGAUUGUACUUUGAGACCAUCAACUUGGAAAGAGUAUUGGAUAUUUACGAGUUGGAACAAUCCGCAGGUGUUAUUAUCUCCAUGGGUGGUCAAACUUCAAACAACAUUGCCUUGCCAUUGUAUAGACAAAAUGUCAAGAUCUUGGGUACCUCACCCGAAAUGAUUGACUCAGCCGAAAACAGAUACAAGUUUUCAAGAAUGUUGGACAAGAUUGGUGUUGAUCAACCAGCAUGGAAAGAAUUGACUUCGAUUGAAGAGGCUGAAGACUUUGCCAACAAGGUCGGAUACCCAGUCUUGGUUCGUCCAUCUUAUGUCUUGUCUGGUGCUGCUAUGAACACCGUUUAUUCCAAGGACGAUUUAGCUUCAUACUUGACCCAAGCAGUUGAUGUUUCUCCAGAUUACCCUGUCGUCAUCACCAAGUACAUUGAAAAUGCCAAAGAAAUUGAAAUGGAUGCUGUUGCCAAGGAUGGUCAAAUGAUUAUGCAUGUUGUUUCAGAACACGUUGAGAAUGCUGGUGUUCACUCUGGUGACGCUACUUUGAUUGUUCCACCUCAAGAUUUGGACCCAGAAACUGUUAGAAGAAUUGUUGAAGCAACCGCAAAGAUUGGUAAAGCUUUGGAUAUCACUGGACCGUACAAUAUUCAAUUCAUUGCCAAGGAUAACGACAUUAAGGUUAUUGAAUGUAAUGUUAGAGCUUCAAGAUCUUGUCCAUUUGUUUCCAAGGUUGUUGGAGUUGAUUUGGUAGAAAUGGCUACUAAAGCCAUCAUGGACUUGCCGGUUACUCCAUACCCAGGUGAGAGAUUGCCAGAUGAUUACUGUGCUGUUAAGGUUCCUCAAUUUUCAUUCUCAAGGUUGGCUGGUGCCGAUCCAGUUCUUGGUGUUGAAAUGGCUUCCACUGGUGAAGUUGCCACUUUUGGUAGAAACAAAUACGAGGCAUACUUGAAAUCUUUGUUGUCCACUGGUUUCAAACUACCAAAAAAGAAUAUCUUGUUCUCCAUUGGUUCAUAUAAGGAAAAGCAAGAGUUGUUGCCAAGUAUUGCCAAGUUGAGUGAAUUGGGAUACAAGAUCUUUGCCACUGCUGGUACUGCAGAUUUCAUCAAGGAGCAUGGCAUCAAGGUCCACUACUUGGAAGUUUUGAGCAAGGAAGAGGAUCAGAAAUCUGAAUACUCAUUGACUCAGCAUUUGGCCAACAACUUGAUUGAUUUGUAUGUUAAUUUGCCAUCAGCAAACAGAUUCCGUCGUCCUGCUUCUUACAUGUCCAAGGGUUACGAAUCUCGUCGUAUGGCUGUUGAUUUUGCCAUUCCUUUGGUUACCAAUGUCAAGAAUGCUAAAUUGUUGGUUGAGGCUAUUGCUAGGAACAUUUCUAUGGACGUUUCUAACAGAGAUGCUCAAACCUCACAUGGUACUGCCACUAUGCCCGGUCUCAUCAACAUUUCAUCAUUUGUCACCUCGUUCAAUGACUUUGAAAAGACCACCAAGAAAUCAUUGGCUGCUGGUUUUACAUUCAAUGCCUUUUUGCCUCAUACUCAAACUGGUGCUGCCGUCACGGAUUACAGAUCCUUGGUUGACGCUAUUGAUACGGCUGGAGCUGACGCUUAUACUGAUUUCUCAUUUGCAAUUGCUGCUUCUGAAACCAACUCGCAAAGUGUAGCAGAUGCUGCUGAUAAUGCAGGUUCUUUGUUUAUCCCAUUUAAUGACAUUGAUGGAUCUAAAGUUUCUGCAAUCAAUGCGCAGUUUACUGCAUGGCCACAGAGCAAAUCAAUUGUUACUGAUGCUAAAGCUACUGAUUUGGCAUCUGUUCUUUUGUUGGCAUCAUUGUACAACAGAUCAAUCCACAUUACUGGUGUUUCUUCCAAAGAAGACUUGGAUUUAAUCUUGAUGGCAAAGAACAAGGGACUCUCAGUCACUUGCGAUGUUGCAGUUUUCACCUUGUUCAUUUCAAGGGAUGAUUUGGAUUACCCAUUCUUACCAACAAAGAGCGAUCAAGAGUACUUGUGGAAGAACUUGAAAGAUGUUGACUGUUUCUCAACUGGAGUCUUGCCCUACUUGAUUGCUAAAGCAACCAAUCAAAAGAUUGUUCCUGGUUUGGGAAUCAGUGAAACAAUUCCAUUGUUAUUAUCUGCCGUAAACGAAGGUAAACUCACUAUUGGUGACAUUGUUGAGAAAUUCCACGACAAGCCAGCCAAAAUAUUCAACAUUCCAAAACAAGAUGCUCAAGUGAUUCUCGACUUGGAUAGGUACUACGAAGCUGAACCUGCAUACCCUGAAUUUGCCAAAUUGAAAUUGAGAGGUGCUAUCGAAAGGGUUUCAUUCCAUAACGAAACGGUUGUUCUCGAUGGUGGUGUCUUGGCUGAUGCAGCCUUGGGCAAGAAUGAAGUUGGAUCGAGAUCAAGAUUUAACUCAGUUACCUCUAUGCCACAAUCACCAGUAUUGGGCCAAAAGAGAGUUUCAUUCUCAGGUUUGCGUCGUCCAUCACUUGCUCCAAGCGCGCCAGAGCCUCAGCAAGCUGAAUUUGAAAAGUUGGGAUCAGAAUUGGUUUCACAACCUGUUGCUGGCUCAUUAGGCGAAAUUGCAGCUUUGAGCGAUUACAUCAGAAAGAACAAUACCUUUUUGAGAAACUCAAUCUUGUCGGUGAAGGAUAUCACCAGAUCUGAUUUGCAUUCGUUAUUUACUGUUGCUCAAGAAAUGAGAUUGGCUGUUGAAAGACAAGGCGUAUUGGAUAUUUUGAAAGGAAGAGUGUUGGCCACCAUGUUUUACGAACCUUCAACUAGAACAUCAGCCUCAUUCGAUGCAGCCAUGCAAAGAUUGGGUGGUAGAGUUGUUGCCAUCAACUCAGGUGCAUCUUCUGUCAAGAAAGGAGAAACUUUGCAAGACACCAUUAGAACUUUAUCUUGUUACUCAGAUGCAAUUGUUUUGAGACAUCCAAAGGAAGAAAGUGCCGACAUUGCCGCCAAGUACUCUCCAGUUCCAAUCAUCAAUGCAGGCAAUGGUACAAAAGAGCAUCCAACUCAAGCUUUGUUGGACUUGUUCACAAUCAGAGAAGAAUUGGGUACUGUCAAUGGUAUCACUGUUACCUUUAUGGGUGACUUGAAGUAUGGCAGACCAGUACAUUCAUUGGUACACUUGUUACGCCACUAUCAUGUUAGAGUUCAAUUGGUUGCACCAAAGGAAUUGCAAAUUCCAAAAGAAAUCAGAGACUUGUUGGUUGAAAACAAUAUGUUGGUUGCCGAAUCUGAAGUUUUGACCGAUGAUCUCAUUGCUAGAUCAGAUGUAUUGUACUGUACUAGAGUACAAGAGGAAAGAUUUGAAGACAAGCAACAAUAUGAGAAAUUGAAGGAUACUUAUAUCGUGGAUAACAAGAUUUUGAGUAAUGCCAAACAACACAUGUGUGUCAUGCACCCAUUACCAAGAACUAAUGAAAUUAGAGAAGAAGUUGAUUUCGAUCAAAGGGCUGCAUACUUUAGACAAAUGAGACAUGGUUUGUUUAUUAGAAUGGCAUUAUUGGCAAUGGUUAUUGGUGUUGAUUUUUAG